This is a messenger RNA of Ornithodoros turicata, 1565 nucleotides long. RefSeq lists its product as uncharacterized. The transcript is spliced from 7 exons. The record is from RefSeq and is a predicted model, not a curated record. The coding region runs from base 554 to 1327 and encodes 257 amino acids. NCBI's taxonomy places the organism in Eukaryota, Metazoa, Arthropoda, Arachnida, Ixodida, Argasidae.
CUUGUUUUUUUUUUAACUCAUUCCACGCGCAAGGCAGGACAUAUCAAGUGUGGAUGACGACGAGAAAUCGUCACGCGAAAGCACUCCGUGGGACGAAGAAGAAGACGAAGCGCUAAAGCACCGUGCCAAACCACCAUUCCACUCCUGACCAUUCGAAGCAUGGGUCUCGCACUCGUGGUAACCAUCUUGACGGCUCUGACUCCUGAACCAGGUGUUCACGGCGUGCAUUACUGCGUGCUUUUGGGCGACCUGGCGCCACCUGCAGUGGACGCUGUUGCUACUGGCAAAGUGUACGCUGCGACAGAUGCAACCUCGAAGCCAAAUACAAAUUCGGAAAGAUAAAGGAGGGUGGCCACUUCACGGAGGGCAACGUGCGAAAAGGUAGACGGCUGGUCAAACACGUAUUUGCGGUUGAGGAGCGUGUCUGCGGUGACAUGGAUGUGAGCAUCCUUGCCAAACGCGUCUCCCAAGUCCAGGACAGCCUCGUUUAUGAUAUCACAAUACAGGUGGUUCACAAACAUGCCCUGACAGUGCGCAGCCAGCCCCUCCACAGAUGCUGCUGGAUUCAUAUGGCAUGGGCACCGAAAACAGCACGCUUGCCCGCAUGCUGGUGCUGAUGAAAAGAACAGAAACUGAGAGGGUGUGCAGAGAUGUUCUGCAAGAUCUCGUCGAGGACGUUGCAGAGAAGGUGGACAGGGAACAUGUCACCGACCUGCUGCAAAGCAUGGGCCACAGGAGAGCAACAUGGCACUACAUGGAAGUGCAGCCAGUUGAAAGCCUCAUGCGAACGGGGACAUCCACUGGACGGAAGAGGUUUUCACUAAUGCCACGCGACUUCUUAGCGACGCUAAGUGAUGCUGCAAAAGGCCUCUACCGACAAUCUGUAUGCUUGAGAACUGAUCCGCUCUGCUUGGCACUGGAAACAAAGGGACAGGCCCAUAAUUCACGGUGGCACGAGGAGCGCAGACUCCGGAUAUCGAGCUCUACCGCCCAUCCCAUUAGGACACGAAGGGGCAAGUUCAAGGAGCUGGCCGUGAGGAUGGCAUCAAGGACCACGUUCUGCAGUGCAGGGAUGAAAUACGGUAUAGCAACUGAAGCACGUGCACGGCAGUUACUGCAAGAACAGUUUGCUGCGCAGAUCGCUGAGACUGGCCUUGUUGUAAUGUGCACGCAGCCAUGGCUUUGUUGCAGCCCAGACGGGCUUGUGAAGGUGGUCACAUCAUGGUCACCGAGAUCAAGUGUCCACACAGAUGCCGAAACACUGCGAUUGUGGACGACACUGGAAAGUCCUCUGUCGAGUACCUGGAGCUCGAGGAUGGGCAAGUGACACUGAAGAAGAGCCAUGCGUACAACACGCAAAUUCAAGUGCAAUUGUACAUCCUCAACCUAUCAAAGGCCAUCCUCUUUGUGUACAGUCCUAAGCAGAGUGUGACCGUAAUCGUUGCAAGAGAUGACAGCUUCCUGUCUGAGCUAAUUGCAAAAUUGGAAUAUUUUUAUUUUACGUAUCUCAUAAAUGAACUUUCUUAGGAGCAUGUAAUCAUGAAAAUAAAGUAAAUACACUUGUG